This is a messenger RNA of Pleurotus ostreatus (oyster mushroom), 1035 nucleotides long. RefSeq lists its product as uncharacterized. The record is from RefSeq and is a predicted model, not a curated record. NCBI's taxonomy places the organism in Eukaryota, Fungi, Basidiomycota, Agaricomycetes, Agaricales, Pleurotaceae. The transcript is spliced from 5 exons. The coding region runs from base 1 to 1035 and encodes 344 amino acids.
AUGUCGGCGAAUCCGUUGCCCGAGCAUUUCCCUCCCCAAGGGAUGCUCACCAAACAGCAAUAUGAUUACUUCAACACUGGAAUGGGUAUUGGGACGACUGUCAUGGGUGUCAUUCGGAAAUUGGUGUACUUCAGUGGAAACAUGUUCGGGGGGCACAAGACGAUAGCGAUGGUCAUAUCCAUCGUCUGGGAAUCCUAUGGUGUGACGGUAUUCAUCGCGCAUGUCGCGUGCGCUGAUCUCCUCCGUCGUGCCUUCAGCUGCGAGGAGCUCAACGUAGCCAACCUCGUCACGCUCUGCCAGAUCACCGAAGUUAUUGGCACAUGCGGAAUUGGGCACGAUGCAGGUCGGCUUCCGUUCGUCGACUAUGAAGGUGUCGGGGAGAAAAUCGACCUGAGGAAGUUCUGGCACGACCAUGCUCCAGGUGAUGAAGGGAAUAAUUUCUUCGACUGGAAAGCACUUGGGCAGAGCAAAUACAGCUGGUUGAUCAACAGGCCAGAUGUGUUCCCAAAAUUCCCAGCAAAGGUUGACGCGAAUCGUGUCCCCAGCGAAGACUUCACGAUUGGCGAAAACGACGUGAUAUGCAACAAACCCAUGGAUGUAUUACACGCCCUCGUCCCCUACCUCCCUGCACGUUCCUAUGCAAUGCUCGUCUCGACCUGCCGACAGCUGCGCUACCACGCACUGACGACGCUCCAACCACACGCGCGCAACAUCGUGAUUUCCCUCGUCUGGCCCCUCCCCACUCGCAACGAAUACAAGGCCGCCUCGAAGGACGUCCGCUCUAUCAUGGCAUCAGAGGAUAUGGCGGUUUCGCCUGCAGACGCCGACUGGUAUAUGUAUUUGUCGAGGGUGCAUCGGACGAAGGGUAUGCGGGUGCGCAGGUGGAUCUGGAGUUCUUGCCAGGAGAUCAAGCGAGUCUACGAUGCGAAGCUGCCCACGUCGCCGUUUGUGAUCACGGAAGAAGGAGGAAAGAGCAAGCAAAGAAAGGAACUGGAAGCUAAGGUAGCGCAGAUGUUCAAGAUGUACACUAUGUGA